Lucilia sericata (common green bottle fly) is the source of this 950-nucleotide messenger RNA. RefSeq names its product cuticle protein 16.5-like. NCBI's taxonomy places the organism in Eukaryota, Metazoa, Arthropoda, Insecta, Diptera, Calliphoridae. The transcript has 4 exons. The record is from RefSeq and is a predicted model, not a curated record. Bases 77 to 871 code for a protein of 264 amino acids.
GUUUAUUGGGAUUUUACAUCAAACUCAUUUAAACAGUUUCAUUAAGCAAACUAUAUUUUAAAUUAACUUAAACAAAAUGUUCAAAUUUGCCGUUGUUAUCUUCGCUGUUAUUGCCUGUGCUGCCGCCAAGCCCGGUUUUAUUGGUGCUCCUUUGGCUUACACUGCUCCCGCUGCCGUUGUUGCUGCCCCAGCUCCCGUAGUCACUGCCACCAGUAGCCAAGUUAUUGCCCGCAACUAUAAUGGUAUUGCUACCGCUCCCAUUGUAGCUCCUGUAGCUGCUCCCGUUGUUGCCAAAUAUGCUGCUGCCUACACUCAUCCUUUCGCUUACUCUGCACCAGUUGUAGCCAAAUACGCCGCUGCUGCUCCUUUAGCUUACUCCGCUCCUGUUGUAACCAAAUACGCCGCUGCUGCUCCUUUAGCUUACUCUGCUCCAGUUGUUGCUAAAUACGCUGCCGCUUACUCUCAUCCUUUGGCCUACUCAGCUCCUUUGUCUUAUGCCGCUGCCCCUGCUUUGUGUUUCAAAAUGUUCAAAUUUGCCGUUGUUAUCUUCGCUUUGAUUGCCUGCGCUGCUGCCAAACCUGGUCUUGUAGCUCCUUUGGCUUACACUGCUCCCGCUGCCGUAGUAGCUGCACCCGCUGGUGUUGUUACUGCCACCAGCAGCCAAUUCGUUGCCCGCAACCAUAAUGGCAUUGCUUCGGCUCCCGUUGUUGCUCCAGUAGCUGCUCCAGUUGUUGCUAAGACUUUUGCCGCUCCCGUUGUUGCUAAGACUUUUGCCGCCCCCGUUGUUGCUCCUGCUGCCUAUGCUGCUGCUCCUUUUGCUUACUCUGCACCUUUGACUUAUGCUGCUGCCCCAGCUCCAGUUGUGUUUUAAGCAUUUAACUACGGCUUAUUAUGGAUAAUUUAAAGUGAGUGGAAUAAAGAAUGAAAAAAUGAUUAUUUAUUAAAAAAAA